This is a messenger RNA of Hypanus sabinus (Atlantic stingray), 1747 nucleotides long. RefSeq names its product RNA 3'-terminal phosphate cyclase (gene rtca). NCBI's taxonomy places the organism in Eukaryota, Metazoa, Chordata, Chondrichthyes, Myliobatiformes, Dasyatidae. The transcript is spliced from 11 exons. Gene Ontology annotation, cellular component: nucleus. Gene Ontology annotation, molecular function: RNA-3'-phosphate cyclase activity. Gene Ontology annotation, biological process: RNA processing. The record is from RefSeq and is a predicted model, not a curated record. The coding region runs from base 72 to 1217 and encodes 381 amino acids.
GCGGUGAUGGUGUGAGAGGCGGGAUUUGAUCGGCGACUGCGGAAAGGAGCUAGGGGUUGGCUGUUUUGUGCAUGUCUCUGCUUUCUGUGGGUGGCAGACUUCUCCGGUUCCCCUCGGCGACAAUGGCUGAAUACAUUGAAAUUGACGGUGGGAUAAUGGAAGGGGGAGGACAGAUUUUGCGUGUUUGUACAGCACUAAGUUGCCUUCUUGGAACCAAGAUAAAAAUCCAUAACAUUCGAGCAGGGAGAAGCACACCUGGCCUACGGCCUCAGCAUCUGUCAGGACUUGAGAUGGUUCGUGAUAUAUGUGAUGGUUACCUUGAAGAAGCCAAAGUCGGUUCCACAGAAAUAUGUUUCUCUCCUGGUAAAAUCAAAGGAGGUAACCACAUGGCAGAUACAAGAACAGCUGGGAGCGUCUGUCUACUAAUGCAGGUCUCCAUUCCGUGUGUACUCUUUGCUGCUUCUCCAUCUGAACUGAUUUUACGAGGAGGCACUAAUGCUGAGAUGGCUCCACAGAUUGAUUAUACCUUAGAACUAUUUCAGCCAAUCGUAGAAAAGUUUGGAUUUAAGUUCCACUGUGAUUUAUUAAUGAGAGGUUACUAUCCAAAGGGUGGAGGUGAGGUGAGAGUGAAGGUGUCUCCAAUAAAACUUCUUACUCCAAUAAACAUGACAGAAAGAGGAACCAUUAAAAAGAUAUAUGGGAGAGCCUUUGUAGCUGGAGUUCUACCAUUCAAACUUGCAUCUGAGAUGACAUCUGCAGCAAUUCGGUGCAUCAGGAAAGAACUGCGUGACAUUUAUAUAAAUAUCGUACCUGUACAGGAGCCCAAGGAUAAGGCUUUUGGAAAUGGAAAUGGAAUUAUUGUCUUUGCUGAAACCUCUACAGGAUGUGUACUUGCAGGAUCUGCCCUCGGUAAAAAAGGGGUUUCUGCAGACAGAGUUGGAAUUGAAGCUGCUGAGAUGUUGUUGAUGAAUCUUCGACAUGGUGGAUGUGUGGACCAGUACUUGCAGGAUCAGCUCAUUAUUUUCAUGGCUCUUGCUAAUGGUGUCUCCAGACUAAGAACUGGCCCUUUGACCCUUCACACGCAGACUGCGAUGCACUUUGCAGAAUUGUUAACUAAGGCUAAGUUUACAGUAAAUAAAAUAAGUGAUCAAGAAUCUGGAUCGGGAACGUGUGUCAUAGAAUGUGAGGGGAUAGGAAUGGCAAAUCCCAACUUCUGAAAUUUGAAAUGUACAUGCCAUCCAAAAGUUACGGAAGCUGUAUAUUUUUUCAGUACCUUGGAGGUUCUUGAUCCUCGUAACUAUAUCAUGGAAGACUUGAAUUUACAGAAAUAAACAUUGUAUUAAUAUACAAGGGUUUUUUGUUGAUAUACUGAUAUAAGGAAGAUAAGUUAACUGGGUAACAGCAACUUUGAAAGAUCUCAAAACCGAAGGGGAAUUUCACACAAUAAUUUUUGGAAGUGAGAAGAAUUUGAGUUCCUUAGAGCAUUUUAAUCGAUUAUUAAAAAAUCCUGUGUUUGCUGAUCUAGCAAGAGAAAUGUUGUAAGAUAAAAUAACAUUUUAAAGCAAAAGUUCUACUUUAAUGGUAAUUAUUAUAGCUUAAAACUUCAACAGUUUUGUGCAUGGCUCUACUGUAAUACAGCAAAUGCACUUCAAUGUAAGACAAUAUAUUUGAAUAUUGUGUAUAUUUUUCAUUUGCAAUGAGUUAUAACAUCAAAUUUGCUGAGGAAUAAAAAUGAGCAGUCAUCAAU